This is a messenger RNA of Stegodyphus dumicola, 424 nucleotides long. Its product is annotated as endoplasmic reticulum-Golgi intermediate compartment protein 1-like. Gene Ontology annotation, cellular component: endoplasmic reticulum membrane; endoplasmic reticulum; Golgi membrane. Gene Ontology annotation, biological process: retrograde vesicle-mediated transport, Golgi to endoplasmic reticulum; endoplasmic reticulum to Golgi vesicle-mediated transport. NCBI's taxonomy places the organism in Eukaryota, Metazoa, Arthropoda, Arachnida, Araneae, Eresidae. The record is from RefSeq and is a predicted model, not a curated record.
CGUGUGGAGCAACGUGGUGCUCGGACCUAAUAUUUUGUUCUCAGCAGACGAAAAAUUUGCAACUGUCAAUAUUUUUAGUUUUUUUAAAGUUAAUACUCAUUUUAUAUGUGCUUUUGUAAUUUUAUUACAUACAUUUCAUAACGCAGAUAUGCCUUUUGAUGUUAGAAGGUUUGAUAUUUAUAGGAAAAUUCCAAAAGACUUAACACAACCUACAUUAACAGGAGCUAUCAUAUCUGUUUGUUGUUGUUGUUUCAUUGCAAUUUUAUUUCUCAGUGAAUUCCUUCAUUUUAUAAGCAUCAGUGUGAAGAGCGAGCUUUUUGUGGACAAUCCUGGUGAUAAUGAUCGCAUCUUGGUUCACCUAAACAUAAGCCUGCCGAGAUUACACUGUACAGGUAAGUAUUUGAUUAUGAAAAAAUUGAGUUAA